Messenger RNA from Sinocyclocheilus rhinocerous, 1275 nucleotides. Its product is annotated as stanniocalcin-like. Gene Ontology annotation, molecular function: hormone activity. The transcript has 5 exons. Lineage: Eukaryota; Metazoa; Chordata; Actinopteri; Cypriniformes; Cyprinidae. Gene Ontology annotation, biological process: intracellular calcium ion homeostasis. The coding region runs from base 1 to 864 and encodes 287 amino acids. The record is from RefSeq and is a predicted model, not a curated record. Gene Ontology annotation, cellular component: extracellular region.
AUGAGAAAGUGUCCCCUUGAAAAUGAUCCCGUGUUCACUUGUAAGCAAGAAUAUGUUCCAGCAUUAACUGCCCCGUUCCUCACACUGGGAGUCCAGACCGUCUCCAAAGACUGUUCCCUUAAUAACCCUCAGUGGCUUUUCUCCAGGUCUUUGAGAAAGUACAAGCUGAACUGUCCAAAUUCUGCUAAUGUUCUUGUCAAAUCUAACGGUGAUUUUGUUUUUGCAGCGGAUGUGGCGCGCUGCUUGAACAGUGCGCUCCAGGUGGGCUGCGGUGCCUUCGCCUGUCUUGAAAACUCAACGUGUGACACAGAUGGCAUGCACGACAUCUGCAAGUCCUUUCUCUACAGUGCUGCUAAAUUCGACACUCAGGGCAAGGCUUUUGUGAAAGAAAGCUUGAAGUGCAUCGCCAAUGGCAUCACUUCCAAGAUCUUUCUAACAGUCAGACGGUGCUCCACCUUCCAGAGGAUGAUUUCGGAGGUUCAAGAGGAGUGUUACAGCAAGCAGGAUAUUUGUACAGUGGCCAAAUCAAACCCAGAAGCCAUUGCAGAUGUGGCUCAGCUUCCCAGCCACUUCCCCAACAGGUUUUAUGGGAAACUACUGCAGAGUUUGAUGGAGUGUGACGAUGAGACGGUGGACCUGGUGAGGGCAAAUCUUUUGACCCGAUUAGGGCCCGAGAUCACCAUGCUCUUCCAACUGCUGCAGAACAAGCCGUGUCCGUCUGCUGCAGUACCUACUGGAAUGGAGACUCGUGGUGGGUGGCGGUGGUCUGUCAGUCCCCAUGGAUACAAGAUCCAGCCAAAUCUACGCAACAGAGAUGCCUCGAACCUCUUUGGCAAGAAACGCAACAUUGGUGACAGCUCUUAACUUCAGACCAAUUUGCCAGUCCAAACUUAGCCAUCGUGCACACAUAUACAAACGCAAAGUGAAAACACACACGCAUAAAAAAAGAAAAAAGACAAAACAGUGGUUUAUUUUCCGAGGCUAUACAGGGACACAUUCCUUCUCAACUGGAAAAACGCAUGCACCAGUGUGAAAACAUCUCGAAUGUCCAAUUCUAUGUUUAUCACUUCAUAUUCGACGAGUUUUACACGUUCGAGGGGAAAUCGGCUUGUAGGUCGAGUCAAGGUCAUCCAGCGGGAGUCAUCUAGGCCAUAAUGUAGAGAGCUCUUAGAUAGACUUAUUUCCAUGAAAAUAUCUCUAGAAACAAAAGGAAAAUACUAUCGAAAAAAAAAAUCAAUAAAUAGCCAUUUGUAUAUGAAAUAUAUCUUACAGAGA